GAUCAAGUUGCCAUUAACAGAUUUGAAUCGAUUAAAUAAAGCCAGUCUUUGAUCUUUUUUUUUUCUAUAUCUAUUUCUGGUACGAUUGCUAAAGACAUAUAUCUGCCAAGAUAGUAUUAUUGUAUUAAACGAAAACAACCCCUUCAUAUAUAUCAUAUAAAAUAAUAGAUAUGGAAGAGCUUGGGAUUAUUGAAACACCAAUUCAGUUUCCAAAAGCUGCCAACCUCAAGUCAGGAGCAGUUGAUCCAGAGAAUUCCGACGUUUACCUUCGUUUGAAGAAGUUGGAGAAGGAAUUGGAAUUGCUCUUACUUCAAGAAGAUUAUAUCAAGGAUGAACAACGAUACUUGAAAAGAGAGUUAAUCAGAGCUCAAGAAGAAGUUAAAAGAAUUAAGUCAGUUCCAUUGGUCAUUGGUCAAUUUUUGGAACCAAUUGAUGAAAAUACUGGAAUUGUAUCUUCAACUACCGGCUCCAACUAUGUGGUUAGAAUAUUAUCCACCUUGGAUAGAGAAUUAUUAAAGCCUUCAUCUUCUGUUGCAUUACAUCGUCACUCCAACGCCUUGGUUGAUAUAUUACCACCUGAAGCAGACUCUUCUAUUUCCAUUGUUGGUGACAAUGAAAAGCUUGAUGUGACUUACGCAGAUGUUGGUGGUUUGGAUAUGCAAAAGCAAGAAAUCAGAGAAGCUGUAGAAUUACCUUUAACUCAAGGUGACUUAUAUUCCCAGAUUGGUAUUGACCCACCUCGUGGUGUUCUUCUUUAUGGACCUCCAGGUACUGGUAAGACUAUGUUGGUUAAAGCCGUGGCAAACUCUUCUACUGCAUCGUUUAUUAGAAUCAAUGGUUCUGAAUUUGUUCAAAAAUACUUGGGUGAAGGUCCAAGAAUGGUUAGAGAUGUUUUCAGAUUAGCAAGAGAAAACUCUCCUGCUAUCAUUUUCAUAGAUGAAAUUGAUGCAAUUGCAACAAAGAGAUUUGAUGCACAAACUGGUGCUGAUAGAGAAGUGCAAAGAAUCUUGUUGGAACUUUUAAACCAAAUGGAUGGGUUUGACCAAACAUCAACUGUCAAGGUUAUUAUGGCCACUAACAGAGCUGAUACACUUGAUCCUGCUCUUUUAAGACCAGGUAGAUUGGAUAGAAAGAUUGAAUUCCCAAACCUUAAAGAUAGAAGAGAGAGAAGAUUGAUUUUCUCCACCAUUGCAUCCAAAAUGGCUUUAGCUCCUGAAGCUGACUUGGAUUCGUUGAUUGUUAGAAACGAUCCAUUGUCUGGUGCUGUCAUUGCUGCUAUUAUGCAAGAAGCUGGUUUGAGGGCGGUGAGAAAGAAUAGGUACAUGAUUCUUCAAAGUGAUUUGGAAGAAGCCUACACAUCACAAGUGAAGACAGGGAGUGAACACGAUAAAUUUGAUUUCUAUAAAUGAUUUAGUCAUAAUACAGG
Messenger RNA from [Candida] anglica, 1426 nucleotides. Lineage: Eukaryota; Fungi; Ascomycota; Pichiomycetes; Serinales; Debaryomycetaceae. The record is from the annotation of a GenBank genome assembly.